CUCCACGUCAAGCGAGCGAUCGGUGACGGUGUUAUCUUACCGCCGGUGCCGGAGUUUCCCAGUAUAUUGUAGUAACGAUAUCUCGGCCGGAGUUUCUUAGUGAAUCCAAAUCGUUGUUCUUCGUUGCGGCUUCAACUCUCGCUUGUUAGUCUGCAGAGUCGGGUCUUUUGAGCUAUCUCAUUUUGCGCGUUCUCGUUUUUCGCCGUUUCCGAUUUCCAGCGAGUACGUCUCUGUCGAUCGGUAAUUAAUUACCUAGUUGAGGAAAGAUGAACAAGCUGUUGGAGUAUGGGAGAAAAGCUAUGUUCUAUGUGAGAGUUCUCUCUGGCUAUGAAGAGAGGAGAAUCCGUAAUUACAGGUUGCAACUCGAAAAGCGUAUCCAGCAGGCUAACCAAAGGAAAGCAGAGAUAAACAGACUCCCAGAGCAGAUUGUAUUAUCUGAAGUCCGCCGUAUGGUUGAGGAGAUGCAGAAUUUGAAUAAGCAGAUUGAAAAUACGGAGGCUCAAAUUGAAGACUACUUCAAACCGAUAGACAAGCAUGCUAGUACCAUAAUGGAGAUUCAGCUCGAAGGAGAGAAGAAAACGAUGGGGACAAUGAUGAACGCAACACAACAGGAAGCUAUAAGAAAGAUUGAAGAAGCUGAGAGACUCGCUCGAGCACGUGGGAAUGCAAAUGUGACCGCAGAGGCAAACACGGGAGAUAAGAUCCAAGAUUCAGAAUCCUCAGCCAACGAAAAAGCUCAAGCAAAAUGAAGACAGAAAUCGUCUUCAUGGCGACACAGAAUAGAUUCAGAGCCUCUUACAUCCAAGGUUUCAGGUUCUCUUAGUUGAUUAAGCUGGGAUUGUAGCCUCGCAUUUGCUGGGUUUUUAAUAAAUUGAAAUUUGGUCGACUGAAUAGAAACAAGACCGAGAUUGUGGUAUGCGUAGCGUGCAAGAACUUAUAGAGGUGACCCUGGUUGGACUAAUCCCCAAACGACCAAGUUUUGUCAAUAUGAGUUGUUUCAUCAAACUUAA
Molecule: messenger RNA, 1010 nt
Organism: Arabidopsis lyrata subsp. lyrata
Lineage: Eukaryota; Viridiplantae; Streptophyta; Magnoliopsida; Brassicales; Brassicaceae
Exons: 4
Coding region: 267-749 (160 amino acids)
Source: RefSeq, a predicted model, not a curated record